Aspergillus aculeatinus CBS 121060 is the source of this 1418-nucleotide messenger RNA. RefSeq lists its product as uncharacterized. Lineage: Eukaryota; Fungi; Ascomycota; Eurotiomycetes; Eurotiales; Aspergillaceae. The record is from RefSeq and is a predicted model, not a curated record. Bases 66 to 1208 code for a protein of 380 amino acids. The transcript is spliced from 6 exons.
CCUCUCUCCCUACCUUCUUUUGAAAUUCUUUUCACGGCUACCUGGGGCAGUCUGGCCUCCCCAUUAUGGCGGGAACUCCGGCAUAUGACCAGCAGAACAAGGGUCCAGUUCUGCUGGCCGUGAUGUGGGCACUGACUGGCCUCGCGACCGUGCUGGUAUGGGCCCGAUUGUUUAUUCGACUCAAGAUUGUGCGUGCCUUUGGGCUGGAUGAUCGGCUCAUUGCCAUUUCGAUGAUCUUAGGGUUAGUCAACGUAAGUAUUGCUACGGUCGCUGUCCACCGCGGCUUUGGGCGACAUUCCUCUACGAUUGGCCACGCCGCGACUGAGCGCGCGAACAUGACUAUCGACAUCGGCUGGAUCUUCGGCAUCCUCUCCUUUGCCUUCCCUAAGAUGGGGGUAGCCGCGCUGCUUCACCGCAUCUUGGUCCCAGGCUUCCGUAUGCAGUGCGCGCUAUGGGGCUUGACUGGGCUGGUGAUGGCCGUCGCCGUUACAAAUAUCAUCAUCUUCUUUACCUCCUGCGAUCCGCCGCGCGCUCUGUGGGCGACGGUCCCAGGAGCAACGUGUCGCAGUUCCGGUGUGAUCAUCGGGUUUGCGACGUUCAAUGGGGCGCUUUCCGCCUUCACCGAUCUCAGCCUCGCCAUCUACCCUAGCGUGGUUCUCUGGAAACUGCAAAUGUCGCUCCAUAAGAAGCUGGCGCUGUGUGCCGCGCUGGGGAUGGGUGCUAUAUCCGCCUGCGCGGCUAUCAUCAAAACCACCCACAUCAACGCCCUUGCCAACGUCUCCGACGCAACCUACGCAAGUUGGUCCCUCGUCCUCUGGACAAAUGUCGAAGCGGAUCUCGUCAUCAUCGCCUCCUGCAUCCCCACCCUCCAACCCCUCCUCGAGUUCCUGCUGGGCAAGCGCUCCCUCGCCUCCUACAGCCACCCGCGCUCCUACCCGAAGGCCACCGGCUACGGGAAUGGUGGAUCGAAGCCCUCCAACAAGCGCUCCCGCCGGUCGACGAUGCUCGACCCGACCGCCAUCACGAUGGCCUCGAUGCGCCGCGACAGCCAGGAGGAGAUCCUGCCGAGCGCGGGCCCGACACAGAAGCCCGGGUGGGAGAUCCACCGGACGGAUCACAUUGUGAUCGAAUAUGAUAUGGAGACUAACAGUGAAAGGAGGGCCGAGGGAGCGGGAGGGGCGGUCGCCGCAGCGGCGCCCGGACGGUAACCCUAACUGAAGGGUAGAAAUGGUUGACGAGCCGACAUGGUGGUGGCCCCCGAGCCCACAAUAUAGUUAUAGUCGGAGGCUGAACUUCAAGUUAGUGUAACGCUAUUUGCGGAACCGAUUCAACCAAAAGCAUCAGUCUAGCUGCAGAGGUGGUGCGUAAUACCGAGAUGGUUGAGGGCGGAGGUCGACGCAUUUACAAUAUAAGUCACG